AUGGAUUUAGAAGACGGGGGAGGCUCGCCUUGGGGAGAGUCCUCGGAAACCGCAUCACAAACCCUGGCCCCACCAGCUACUCAAGGCAAAACACCUGGAGGACGCACAAUACGUACCCCUCGACGCGCUGGAGCACAACCCGUUCGACUUCAAGCUUUAGAUGAUUCUUUAGGUCCAUUAGGACCAUUGGGCGAUAAUGCGCCAACACCAAAAGCCGACGAGCCUCCUGCGCCGCCCCAAAAAGAACAAACUGUCACACAUAAUCUGCGGCAACCAACAGCUUCAGCGCAAAGCCCUACUGUUAGUCGGAGUUUGUUGGAUUCAGUGGAUUUGAAUGAGGAUGUUGAAUCUAGUACUGGACCUCGUAUACCACCUCCUGUUCAACCAUCCCAGGGAGGCACCGUUCGAAGAGAGACAACGCCUAGUGUGAGCAUCGAACAAGCUGCCAAGCCUACUUUCCAUAUCACAGUCGGUGAUCCACACAAAGUUGGGGAUUUGACUAGCUCUCACAUCGUAUAUUCAGUGGAAACAAAGACUUCUUCCAAAGCAUAUCGUCAACCAGAAUUUACUGUCACUCGAAGAUAUAGGGACUUUUUAUGGCUCUACAACACUCUACACGCAAACAAUCCUGGUGUUGUUGUACCUCCACCUCCUGAGAAGCAAGCUGUAGGAAGAUUUGAUACCAAUUUUGUCGAAUCUAGACGUGCAGCAUUGGAAAGAAUGCUUAAUAAAACAGCUGCUCAUCCAACCCUUCAACAUGAUGGAGAUUUGAAGUUGUUUUUGGAGAGCGAGGCUUUCAAUGUUGAUGUUAAACAUAAAGAGCGAAAAGAACCCGGACUUGGUGAAAGUAAAGGUAUGUUUAGUGGACUGGGUAUUUCUGUCGGUGGAGGGGGGAAGUUUGUUGAACACGAUGAUUGGUUCCAUGAACGACGAAUCUAUCUGGAUGCUUUAGAGAAUCAACUUAAAGCUUUGUUAAAAGCCAUGGAUGUUGUGAUUAGUCAACGUAAAGGUCUUGCUGAAGCUGCGGGCGACUUUUCUGGUUCCCUUAGGGCACUCUCAGCAGUUGAGCUCUCCGCGUCAUUAUCCGGCCCUCUCGAAAGUCUUGCAGAUUUGCAAGUUAGAAUCAGGGAACUUUACGAUAGACAGGCACAACAAGACGUAUUGACCUUGGGUAUCACCAUUGAUGAGUAUAUUCGUUUGAUCGGAAGUAUCAAGCAAGCAUUUGGUUCACGUCAAAAAGCAUGGCACUCAUGGCAUGGCGCGGAAGGUGAUUUACAAAAGCGUAAGACUACUCAGGAGAAACUAUUGCGCCAAGGGAAAUCACAACAAGAUCGUUUGAAUCAAAUGCAAGGAGAAGUGGCCGAUUCUGAACGUAAAGUUCAUCAAGCGAGAUUGUUAUUUGAGGAUAUGGGGCGUCUUAUGAAAGCGGAACUUGACAGAUUUGAACGUGAAAAGGUUGAGGAUUUCAAGAGUGCUGUUGAAACAUUCUUGGAGAGUGCUGUGGAAGCUCAAAAGGAGCUUAUUGAGCUCUGGGAAACUUUCCUCAUGCAAGUUGAUGCUGAAGAGGACGAACAAGUAUUUUACAAACCUCCUGUAGAGCCGGCAGCACGCCCUUCUUCGGAAACCGGACUUUCAGGUGAAGCUGCUACCGAAUCACAAGCUGUGGCCGUGGCAACCGCAGAAGAAGAAGAUUAA
Sclerotinia sclerotiorum 1980 UF-70 is the source of this 1695-nucleotide messenger RNA. RefSeq lists its product as hypothetical. Gene Ontology annotation, biological process: protein retention in Golgi apparatus; retrograde transport, endosome to Golgi. Gene Ontology annotation, cellular component: endosome. The coding region runs from base 1 to 1695 and encodes 564 amino acids. NCBI's taxonomy places the organism in Eukaryota, Fungi, Ascomycota, Leotiomycetes, Helotiales, Sclerotiniaceae. Gene Ontology annotation, molecular function: phosphatidylinositol binding. The transcript has 5 exons. The record is from RefSeq and is a predicted model, not a curated record.